This is a messenger RNA of Prunus armeniaca (apricot), 318 nucleotides long. NCBI's taxonomy places the organism in Eukaryota, Viridiplantae, Streptophyta, Magnoliopsida, Rosales, Rosaceae. The record is from the annotation of a GenBank genome assembly.
AUGAGCUCAGCCUGCCAUAGGCUAGAACCGCCACUGCUUAAGAGCCUAUGGUUCAGGGUGCCCAUGGCCACGUGGCCGGUGUACGCAGAGCAGCAAUUAAAUGCCUUUGAAUUGGUGAGGGAGUUGGGUUUGGCAGUGGCAAUUAAGAUGGAUUAUAGGAGGGACACCCAAGUGGUGGUGAUUGCAGAGGAGAUACAGAGAGGGAUAAGGGAGGUGAUGGAGCAUGAUAGUGAUGUAAGGAAGAGGGUGAAAGAGAUGAGUGAGAAGAGCAAAAAAGCCUUGAUCAGAUUUUCCUUUGAUAUAUUAGGUAAGUCCUAG